AAUUGGACUGAACGUAACCCUGAUCUCUAAGAAUUAAAUGGCUGUUAGCAACUGCAGCAUAGAAGAAAAAAAAUGUCACAACUUUUGCAUUACUUUAGUUUUUUCUCUCUUUUCAGCUGCGUCGGUGUCCACCGCAGAAGUGAUGGUAGCGGGUACAUCCAGCCCUGUGCACCACAUCAGGUCGAAGCGGUGCUCUUGCGCAACCUUCCUCGACAAGGAGUGUGUCUAUUUCUGCCACCUUGAUAUAAUCUGGGUCAACACUCCAGAGCGCACCGUUUCUUAUGGACUAGGCAACGUCGAGAGGAAGAAGCGCUCCUUACGCGAGCUCUCGGACUCAAAGCAAAAGUCACGCUGCAAGUGUAAAGACGAAAAAGACAUCAAGUGCACGACUUUCUGUGAAACAGUAAACAUCAGGUAUCAGACUGCUUCUGUCAAGCAGAUCCACGCCGCCGAAGGCGAUGGCGGUGUGAAGAGGCAAUGCAAACACGAGCUGACUGCCAAGACGAGGAGGAUUAAACGCAGAGAGCGAAGGAGGACGGGCGUAGUGGACCGGACUGCUCGGAGGGGCAGCAGGAAUGCCCGCCUGCUGCUGGAAAAGUGGAGGAACAGGCAACACCACCGCCAAAAAGCAUGGCUCACCAGGAACGCUGCUGCAUAAAGAAAUUCCUGGAAAUCACUGCCAUUCACCUUUGCACUGCGUGGCAAAGGGGGCUCACCCCCGGUCUACCUGCCAGUGAGGAUGCCAGGAUGUGUACAGCUUCCUCAUGCCGGUGUCGGAAUACCCACUGGAGAAGACGCAAAGGCGGGCGUUUCGGGGUGCUGGCGUUCUGUGAGGCCCUCUAAAGAGCUGAAAGAUGUGCUGCGUUUGUACUCCGUUGCCGUGACAACCCUGCUGGGAUUGUCUGGGGUCCCCAUGGAGACUGAGAGGAAGUGGCCCGAGGGGGUUCCCCCGCUGCCCUGCUGGCACACCUGUGGUGGCGUGGUGUGGCACGGGGCUCC
Molecule: messenger RNA, 999 nt
Organism: Clupea harengus (Atlantic herring)
Lineage: Eukaryota; Metazoa; Chordata; Actinopteri; Clupeiformes; Clupeidae
Gene: edn1
Product: endothelin-1-like
Exons: 4
Coding region: 38-658 (206 amino acids)
Biological process (GO): regulation of systemic arterial blood pressure by endothelin; intracellular calcium ion homeostasis; regulation of vasoconstriction
Cellular component (GO): extracellular region
Molecular function (GO): endothelin B receptor binding; endothelin A receptor binding; hormone activity
Source: RefSeq, a predicted model, not a curated record